This is a messenger RNA of Fonsecaea erecta, 1104 nucleotides long. RefSeq lists its product as hypothetical. Gene Ontology annotation, molecular function: peptidase activity. NCBI's taxonomy places the organism in Eukaryota, Fungi, Ascomycota, Eurotiomycetes, Chaetothyriales, Herpotrichiellaceae. The coding region runs from base 1 to 1104 and encodes 367 amino acids. The transcript has a single exon. The record is from RefSeq and is a predicted model, not a curated record.
AUGUCGACCCAAACUGUCCCCGAACGCUCAACGACACCAGAGCCUCAUAGACAGGAUGGCUAUCCCAAAAAUGCAACAACAACUCAUCUGCUUCCAGGUCAUCUCUCCUCCUCGUCCCCCGUCGCCACACGGUUGAACCUCCCCAUCCUCGCCGCGCUGCUCCUGACAUGUGCCCCGACCAUCUGCCUCUAUGCUGUCGAGCAACGCCGCAGGUCCCACCAGCAGCCAACAGACCUGAGCAUCCUGGUCUGGACCUACAUCCUCGCGGGCACGGUGGGCAUCACCGUCGCGAUGCUCGCGCAAGCCGUGCUCGCCUACCUGCUCGCCCUGCUCUGCUUCCACGGCCUCCCCGACGACGCCAUGUCGUAUCUCGCCGAGACGGCCAAAACUGAGCACGACAUCACCGACGACGCCCACCGGCAACGACGCCGCGCCAUGGCCCGUCGCCGCGGGUACUGGGCAUUCAUGCUGCUCUUCUCCUUCGUGGCCGCGGGCCUGGUCGAGGAGGGCAUCAAGUACGUGACGGUCACGGCCAUGCUGGCUCUUCUGGCACGGCGAUCCUCGACCAGCACACCGCGUGACUCUAUCGCCGUCGCCGUCUCCGCAGCGCUGGGCUUCGCCACGGUGGAAAACUGCGCCUUCAUAUCCGCUGCGACCCGCCGGUCCAACAAGGGUCGCGGUGCCGCGCCCAAGGACGCCAUGUUCGCCCUGCUGACGGCUAUGGAGAGGGUGGUGCUGGGCAUCCCCGGCCACGCGAUGACCGCCACCCUGAUCGGAAUCAACAUGAAGCUCAUGCGGGACGACCAUGACCAUUUCCACAGAGGACACACCUCCACCACCUCCUCCUCCUCCUCCUCAACAAUGAACAGCGCGUGGCUGGUCCUGCGCGACCCGGUCCUGUUCCACGGCUGCUUCGACUUCAUGCUGUUCGCCGUCAGCGCCCUCGAGGGCAACGUCGGCUGGGUGCACCCACGCCGCCCGCGCACCGUGGGUGUCGUCCUCGCCCUCGCCGUGGGGCUGCAGGCGACGCUGGCGUCCGUGCUCAGGGCGAGGCUGUGCCGGGUCGGACUCUGUGCUGCUGAGUCGUCGUCCAUUGGUUGGUGA